This is a messenger RNA of Stylophora pistillata, 1207 nucleotides long. Its product is annotated as exoskeleton protein RP43. NCBI's taxonomy places the organism in Eukaryota, Metazoa, Cnidaria, Anthozoa, Scleractinia, Pocilloporidae. Gene Ontology annotation, molecular function: protein binding. The record is from RefSeq and is a predicted model, not a curated record.
CUUGCCUGAGAAGAUGUUUGGUCAACAAAUGGUUUGAACUCAAAAGGCAGUGAUUGUAAUGGAACCUACAUUCAUCAUGACACUACUUGUGGCAAUUUAUUUGCAAGCAUUAAAUGGAAAUUCUUGUGCCUUAGCUACUCAAGAAUGUGGCGUUUUGGUAAAUAACACAUUGAAAAGUCCGGGAUAUCCAUUCAACUAUCCAGCAGAUAUGAAUUGUAAAUACUCUGUUCCCAUUCCACAUGGAAAGCUAAUGGUAAUAUCAUUCGUUGAAUUUAAAGUGGGUCGCACACCCUGCAGAUAUGACUUUGUGAAUAUUGUUAAUGAUCAGAAGUAUAACUUCGGUAAAUACUGUGGUUGGUGGAAUAGACAGACAGUUGUAGUUGAUGGAAACUACGCCUUGAUAACAUUCCGUUCAGACUCAAGGGUCGAACACAAAGGAUUCUUCUUCCGUUUCAAAACAGUUUUUGAUGAAUGUGGCGUUUUGGUAAAUAACACAUUGAAAAGUCCUGGAUAUCCAUUCAACUAUCCAGCUGAUCUGGAUUGUAAAUACUCCGUUCCUAUUCCACAUGGAAGGCUAAUAGUAAUAUCUUUCGUUGACUUUGACGUGGGUCCUCCAUCAUGCAGAAUCGACAGUGCCUACAUUCGGCUGCAAGAUGGCCGCCACUGCUCUAAAAUUAAGUCUUCAAAUGCAACAGAAAUUUUCUGUUCCUCAUUUGGGUCGAUAACCACUCUGCUACGCCUUUCUUCUUCGGAAAGCUCUGAGUUCAUUUCGCAGCUGAGAUAUUUGCUGGACACAGUAGAUCUCCGUAACAUGUCUUUUUACGAAGAAAACGAAAGCCAAGCAAACAAAGAACAACAACCACGUGCCUUACUGCGCUUGGAAAUGCCAACGACGCCAAUGAACAAGACGUCAUCAUCUGUGGUCAUGACACCCUCAAACAGUGGAAACUCGCAGAGAGCUGAAAGCAAGAAUGUUUCCCCAAAUCUAAAGAAGAUCAUCGAAAAGGAAGAUUUGCAUACACCAGAAAAGGUGCUGUUGAUGAAGCAGCGAAGCAGUCGCGUUAUCAAGGACGUGCAUUACGUGUGCGAAAGAAACAGGGAAAGUUUCGCGAUGGUGCUUCGAAACAUGUGCGGAUUUGGCAACCCAGAAGCGAAGGCCAUCGUCAACGAAAUUGUCGAAGAGGUUGCUGUGAAAAGGAGAGUGUGA